AAAGACAUUCAAAGCAGUCUCAAACAGUUUCACACCAGAAUACUUUCACUCUUGAAGAGGCGCACACCUUCAUUUCCAUGACAUGAAAACACUUGCCACUUACUCUUGUCUUCUGUAAUGUUCCGCAGAACAGGACUCAACUAACAGUUGAGAGGGUCCAUUGAGAGGAUGGAGAACCAAACUUGCAGUAAAAGUCAAGCAGCGGACUCAUUCCUGCAGUUUGUGAUGAUCCUUGACCUACUUGUUGGACUUCCAGGGAUCAUUAUGGCUUUGUGGAUCUUUUGCAAGAUGAAGGACUGGAAACCUCACGUUAUUUUUCUCUUCAACCUUGUUUUGGCGGAUUUCCUGCUCCUCGUCAGUGUGCCGUUCCGGAUUGAUGCCCACGUCCAAGGAGGUAACUGGAGAUUUGGAUCCCUCUGGUGCCGUGUCAACCUCUACACGCUAUCUGUCACUCGCUCUGCCAGUAUAGCCUUCAUGACAACAGUGGCCCUGAACCGCUGUGUGAAAGUGGUCUAUCCACAUCACUGGAUCAGCAAAUUAUCCUCAGUUGCCGCAAUGAGAAUUUCAGCUUUGAUCUGGGUUGUUGUGACUGCUCUUCGGAUUCCUCUAUUGACCACAAACCUCUUUCGCCAAAACGAAGCAAAAGUCAACGUGUGUCGCAGCUUCGACAGCUACAAAGUAAUCCCUAAACCUUUAUACCUGCACUACGUGCUCUACAUCUUUGAGUUCAUCCUGCCGUGGUUGUUGUUGCUGUUCUGCUCCAUCCGGAUCACCUAUCACCUUCACAAACUGAAAAUUGGAAACCAGGAGAUAUUCCACAAUGCCAUACGAGCAGUAAUGGUGAUCACCACAGUGUUCACUCUGUGCUUCAUGCCAAGCGUUGUCAUUGGCCUUGGGUCAGUUUACAUCAAGUUUUUCAGCUAUGAAAAGUGCAAAUACAACUCAUGGAAUCAGGCUUUUAUGAUCGGCAUUGGGUUCACGUACCUGCACAGUGCUUUGGAUCCCAUCAUCUACUUUUUCUCCAGUUCCACAUUUACCCAAACUUUCAAGAAAUCUGUUGGGAAAAAAAAGAAAGCGCAACGGUCUGUACCUGGCAAAUUGCCAAAAGAAUAGGAUUGUUUCCAUCAGCAUGUCACAGCAUGCUUUGUUAAAGAGAAGGCAUAUUUAACCCUCCUGCAGCAAAUGAUUCAAAAGAGCAAAGAGGAAAAUGACUUUGAUGACUGAUGGCUCAAGAGUUUUUGAAAGGAUGUCACUUCAUUACAAGCUAAUAAAAUAGUUGCAUUCGUUAUUUUCUCCAAAAGUCUGUAUCCCCAGAAAAGCAACUGUGCUAUACAUUUAAUUUACUUUACUAAUUCUUUUAACUAUAAUCACUAAGAUUUUUCAAAGUAUCAAAGGGGUUGGCUUUGCAUUUAUUUAAAUGUGAAUCUGGUAAGAAGUAGGAUUGGGGGUUAAAUUGCCUAAUGGAGCUAAUGGGCUCAGUACUCCCCCAGAGUUUGGGGAGAAAAAAUUGCCCCCCGUGUGUGUCCAUUGAUGCUGAUUUUAACUUUGUUUUAAUAAGUGGCUGUCUUUUUUUAUUGUUGUUUGUAACUCAGACUGUUCUGACAUUUUUUACUGAAUAAGAAUAAAACCUGUACCUUUGUA
Oryzias latipes (Japanese medaka) is the source of this 1641-nucleotide messenger RNA. RefSeq names its product hydroxycarboxylic acid receptor 1-3 (gene hcar1-3). Gene Ontology annotation, molecular function: G protein-coupled receptor activity. Gene Ontology annotation, cellular component: plasma membrane. The record is from RefSeq and is a predicted model, not a curated record. NCBI's taxonomy places the organism in Eukaryota, Metazoa, Chordata, Actinopteri, Beloniformes, Adrianichthyidae. Gene Ontology annotation, biological process: G protein-coupled receptor signaling pathway.